Molecule: messenger RNA, 1274 nt
Organism: Anopheles stephensi (Asian malaria mosquito)
Lineage: Eukaryota; Metazoa; Arthropoda; Insecta; Diptera; Culicidae
Product: deubiquitinase OTUD6B
Exons: 1
Coding region: 316-1221 (301 amino acids)
Biological process (GO): protein deubiquitination
Molecular function (GO): cysteine-type deubiquitinase activity
Source: RefSeq, a predicted model, not a curated record
UACUCACACAUAAAACGCGUGCUGUCAAAUUGUGAAGAUUUUGCUCGCCCAGCUGUGUUCCAAACAAUUCCUUUUAUGAUAGUAUUAUUGGUGCAAAAAAAAGCGUUGUAAAGCCCUAAAAUAGUUCCCUUUUCUUGCUAGGUGUGAUAAUGUUCAGCAGGAAUCGAAUUAGUUGAUCAUGUCAACUCGGAUGUACCACGAAACGAAUUCCCUUGCUUGACCGUGGUAGCCGGCUGUGCGAACAAAAAAUCCCCUUUGCCAGAGCGCUCCAUCCGUUCGCGAUCGCUGGUGUCCCUCCCUACUGCCCCUCUGAAAAUGAGCGAUACACUGCCUGAAAUGGACCGGGAGGAGGUGAUGGCCCGCCACCGGAAGGAAAAGAAGGAACUGCAAUGCAAAAUACAAUCGAUGAAGAAGAUGAAGGUGGACAAAAAGAAAAAGAAGGAAAUCCAGGAGGAGAUUGCGAAUCUGGAGCUGGAAAUUGAGCAACGGCACGCGGAAGAGCUAAACCGUCUAAAUCUAUCGGACGCAACCGAACCAUCAUCCAACCAGCCGGCCACCAGUAACGGUGAGCCAGUGGAAGAAUCUAAUGCCGACGUUUCUGAAAAGGAAGAACCUCGCCUCUCGAAGGCACAACGCCGUAGGGACAAAAAAGCGCAGGACAAUCGGGAACGUGAUGCCCAGAUUAAGGAGGAGCAAGCGUUGUUGCAGAAAAGCUCACCCCGCAUCUUGGAAAACAAUCGUAUCAAUGAAAUUCUCAUCAAACGUGGCAUGCUUGGCUAUUCGGUGCCGGCUGACGGGGAUUGUCUGUAUAAUGCAAUCAACCACCAGCUCACCCAGCUAGGGAUCGGGUCGUACAGUGUGCCGGAGCUGCGCAGUAUGGCGGCGGACUAUAUAGAAGCUAACCGGGACGUAAUGAUCUGCUACAUGAGCAAUCCGGACACGGGAGAUAUGCUCAGUGCGGAAGAGUUCGACAAGUACUGUCACCAGGUACGGGUCACAAAGGCAUGGGGUGGUGAGAUCGAGAUUAAAGCCCUAUCGACCAGUCUCAAGUGUCCCAUCGAGGUUAUACAGGCUACCGGUCCGGCAACCGUCCAUGGGGAGGAGGAGAGUGCCGAUCGGAAGCUGAUCCUAACGUACCAUCGGCACAUGUAUCGGCUAGGGGAGCAUUACAAUUCCACGAAACCGAUGCCACCACAAUCGGUCGAAGAGGAGAAUGAUUAGGCUGGACGCUGGUAGCUUGAUGAAAUACAUAGUAAAUGUGUCUAUCCAAUGAG